Molecule: messenger RNA, 4884 nt
Organism: Oryzias latipes (Japanese medaka)
Lineage: Eukaryota; Metazoa; Chordata; Actinopteri; Beloniformes; Adrianichthyidae
Gene: slc25a24l
Product: solute carrier family 25 member 24, like
Biological process (GO): transmembrane transport
Molecular function (GO): calcium ion binding
Source: RefSeq, a predicted model, not a curated record
GAAAACGGGAGUGUUGUUGGCUGAACAAGUGCUGCAUUUCCUCUGAGCUCCAGAUGAGUCAGCGUCUGUGUUUGGCUGCAGCACAACUGCUCUGGACACUUUUGCUGAUAUUUAGUCCCAUAAUGAAGCAGCCUGUGCUUUAGCAUUCACGCAGGAGUGGAAGGAAGUUCAUCGUUUUCUUGAUACACAAUGGAUCAGUUUCAUCAUUUAUUUGCCAAAUUGGACCAGAACAAUGAUGGGUUCAUCUCCAUAGCAGAACUGCAGGAUGAGAUGAGAAAACAUGGGAUCCUCUCCUCCAAUGGAAAGAUGCAGGGUCUUGUUGAUUCUUAUGACAAAAACAAAGAUGGCCUGCUGGAUUAUGAAGAGUUCCUUUGUUACAUGAUGGACAGAGAAAGGAAAUGGAAGAUUUACUUUCAUGACCUUGACAAAAACAAAUGUGGGGUGAUUGACCAGGACGACAUCAUAUGUUUGUUUAAGGAGUUAGGAGUGGUCAUUUCAAAGCCCAAUGCAAAAAAAAUUAUACAAAUGAUUGAUAAGGACAGUUCCCUGACAGUGGACUGGAAUGAAUUUCUGCAACACAUCAUCCUCAACCCAGUGGACACCAUUGGGGAGCUGGUGUCGUCAUGGAAACACGGUCUUGUUUUUGAUGUAGGGGAGAGCCGGGGGAUUCCCAUCGAGUUUCCAGAGGAGGUGUCCGGCUUUGGUGCUUGGAGGACAUUCGUUAUGGCAGCAGGAAUGGCGGAUGCCGUCUCCCGGACUGUGACGGCUCCCAUAGACCGCCUGAAAACCCAGCUUCAGGUGCACGGGUCCAAGGCCUUGACCCGAGGCUUCAGUGAGAUGAGAGCCUGUGGUCUGCGGUCAAUGUGGCAAGGCAAUGCCGUCAACGUUCUGAAAGGAACGCCACAGUCCACGCUGCAGUGUCUCAUCUAUGCACAGAUGAAGGUUCACACCAAAACCUCGACGCAGGAAACGCUGUCGGUGCAGCAGCGCUUUGGCUUGGGCUGCAUCUCUGGAGCUGUGGCUCACGCUGUCUUCUAUCCUUUAGAGGUGCUGAAGGUGAGGCUGAAUCUGCAGCAGGCCGGCACAUACCAUGGUGUCGUGGCGUGUGCCCAAGAAAUCUACAAACAAGAGUCCCUGUCGUCCUUCUACAGGGGUUUUAAGCCUAGCAUCCUCUGCAUGAUCCCCUAUGCAGGUGUGGAGUGUGCCGUGCAUCAGUCGAUCAUGAACUGGGCUAAAAACGAUGUGGCGUACAACAGCGACUCCAAGCUGUUCUUCUUCAGCUUUGUGGCCUUUGCUUGUGGGCAGGUGAGCAGCUAUCCUCUGGCGGUGAUCCGAACUCAGCAGCAAGCUCAGGCUUUCAGGGCAGAUUCCCGCUCAGCCUCACGCGUGUUACCUGGACUUCUAGAGAUAUAUGAACAGCAUGGACUGAAAGGUUAUUAUGGCGGCAUGGGAGCCAGCUUCGUCAGGGCUGUUCCCUGUGCGCUCAUCAACUACGCUCUGACGAGGAAAUUUGAGAAUCUGUUUUCUUCCAUGGACUCUUGAGGAAAAACAGCGGCAACUGUCACUGAUGGGGAUUGUUUUAGACUUUCCCUGAACUCCUUUGAAAAAUAAUGUUUUUUUUAUGCAAAACUUGAUUUUUGUUUUGUUUUAUUUGAUUCUAGUUUCACCAAACACGAAACAUCAACUGCAACAGACUGGCGACCUGUUCAGGAUGUCCCCUGCCUUCACCCACGAGUGGCCGGUAUAGGCUCCAGCAGCCUCAUGACCCCGAAAAGGACAAAACGGGUUUAGAAGAUGAAUGAAUGAAUGAAUGAAUGAAUGAAUGAAUGAAUGAAUGAAUGAAUGAAGCAUCAAAGAGGAGUUUCAGAUUUCAGAGGACUUACAGAGUACUGUGACAUAAAGUACUACUUUAAAUGUAGGUAAAUUGUUGUAACCUUAGCCUCUUUUUUUAUAAAUAGGCGUUAAAAUUUUUAUUUUAUCACCAACAGUUGAGUUUUCUUUCACUUGCACAGGAUUUAAUAUACCCUGUUUGUCAGAAAUGAUCCAAAAAAGGUUUGAUGCUAGCCGGAGCAAACCUCUGCCAGUGGCUGCAUCCCUGUCCUUCUCCAUUACUUUUUCCUUCUGCACCUCUUUUUCCUUUACCAUUCUCAUCCAACUCCCUCCAGCUCCCAUCCUACCUGGAAGGCAUAACUACUGUCAACAUUCAUCAUCACAUCCCAGCGGUACUUUGAGACAGUGGUCCAUGCCUUCAUCACAACCCGGCUGGAUAACUCGCUUUAUUUCGGGGUCAGCCGGUUGUCCCUCUUAGAUCUACCGCUGGUCCUGAACGCUGCUGCUCGGGUCCUGAUUGGAGCGUGAAAGAGGAACCACAUUGUCCCCGACUGGCUGCCCCUUCAUUUUAGAGUUCACUUGAAGAUUCUUUUAUUUGUUUUUAAAUCUUUGAAUGGUCUCGCCCCGCCCGACCUUUUCUCUCCCUACAGUCCAGCCCGGUGUCUCUGGUCAGCUGAUCAGCUUCUCCUUGAGGUUCCGAGGUCUAAAAGGAAUAGCAGGGGUGAACGAGCCUCUUCCAUCUGCGCUCUGAAGCUUUGGAACGCUUUGCACUAAGUAUCAGGCAAGCUUCCUCACCGUCCAUUUUUAAAACUCUUUAGCGUUAAUGUACAGGGCUGUGUUUCAAUUUUAAAUUGUGUUAUACCAACACAACCGUCUGACGCGUGGCUUCCACGGCGUGCGUUAAAAAGUGAUAAUGCAUACUUUGUCAGCCAUUAACCCUUACUUAAAGCACUUUAUAAAUAAAUAAAGACAAUGAUGAUCAUCACACCUUAAACUUCCAGCUUCAGACUCAUCCUACCCAACAGUUUCUUCAGCUCUAGAACAUUCUUCUCAAACUCCUUCUCCGUUCCAUCAUGAAACAGCUUGAAUCUAUGAGCCUUGCUUUCUUCCCAUAUGGUCUUUUAAAGACACAGAAGAUCCACCUCCCAUGUUUUUGCAUCUUGUUGACCAACUCUAUAGAGUUUUCUCUAUCAAAGUCUGUACAUGCACAGUUCCUGCUUUAAGUCUUAGAAUCCUCCAAAGCCAAAUGUAUGGAUAUUUUCUAAAAUAUACAUACAGAAAUGCCUGUAACACAUCUUAGAUAUUUGUUCUGUAAAAUGUAAAAGAGGCACUUUCUCCAACAGGAGGGAAUUUAAUAACAAUCUCUGAGGAAAACUAGAAAUAAAUAUACAAACAACCUCUCCAUUAGUUUUUUACAGUUUUGUUCCGGGUUGCUAAAAAAGUGGACGACUGUGUUGCUCAACAAGCAUUUCAACUCACCUCAGAAUCCCAUACAGUCAUUGGUCUACAAAGCAACAACCAUGUUGCCGUGGUGGAGCUUGGUGGAGCGUUCCAGCUCCGUGGUGGAGCUAGAACGUUUUUUAUAUGGGGGGGGUGGGAGGUGGACAGAAGACUUUGGAGGGGUCGCCAAUGAAAACAGCAGAGUGAAGGAUCAAAAUUCAGACAGAUUUAUUAUUAUUAUUGUUAUUAUUAAAGACCUACAAUGAAAUCACAUUUUUGGUGUUUUUAACAUGUUCUUGCUGCAUUUUUUCUCAUGAUGGUGCACAGAUAUAAAGAAGAUUAUUUCUUCAUUCAAGUUGUUGUGAAUCAGGAGUAGAUGAAAAAAGAUUACAUGUGAAAAAGCUUGCAGUUGUUGCGUAAAAUCCAGUCUGCCUGCUCCGCUCUAUUCUGAUGCAUCCACUUGCAGACAAACAGAUCCACGAUUGUCUUUUUUUUCCUCGUCUGAGCUGGAAUCUGAACCGGGAACGCUAGGUUGGAGUGAGAGAAACUCUGCAGAUACUAUGUCCUGCAAAACCACAGUUUGUUUGAUUUUGCCAAUAACGGCAUUAUCAUCAUUAAAAGACCACUGGGAAUGCUUUGAAAAUUAGAUUAUAAGAUGAUCAGAGUAGGACUUUAAUGAGAUUUCCAAAAAAAUAAUUUCAUAUCGUGGAAAUAGUGCAGACAUGGCAAAGGCCAGAGCGUUGAUGGCUCAGAUGGACCGGCAUGCACAAAACAGGGGCAUAGCAAAUAUUGUUCACAAUGAUCACAGUUUAGAUUGGCCUCACAGGCGUUCCACAAGGGUCCUUUUUGGGCCCUCUUAUAUGUACUCAAACGACUUGCAAAAUACAUCAGAUCAUGGAGGAAUUUCUACACCUGCCACAGAAAGACAAAAAACAAACAAACAAAUACACAAACAAAUAAAAUCUAUAAAACUGGAUCAAUUCAGAGUUGUUUUAACAAAACAAAAAAGAGAUUGAACAUGACCUUGUAUAAGAGGUUACGUGUCUUUGGGGUGCACUGGAUUUACCUUUCACAUUCAGAAAACGCAAAAAACAAACAAACAAAUAAUAUCAAUAAAGCAUAGGCCUAUUAUUCUUAUUAUAUUAAGCAAAACAGAUCAUUCAUGACGGCAGCAGCUCUUAAACUGGCCUUAAACAAUAUAUCUUUAGGAAUGAGACAUGCUCAUUGCGGACUUGUGCCGUACUAUAAUUUGAAUGCUGUUUUAUGCUUGUGAUUGCGUCAGAAACAACAGAAGUAAACUGGCAAUUAUGCAUCAAUUAACCACAUUUGCAGCUAUAAGUGAUGCAUUUGAAUGCAUAUCAACGUGCACAGUCCCAAAAUUAAUAAUGGCAAAGAAAGAAAAACGUAAUUCUUAUUUUUUUCAAUUGAAAAAAAACAACAAUUGAGGUUAACAGUUUGUGACAAUUGUAUACAAUUAUGCAAAGUAUAGAAAAGUAGAAAAAAGUACAUGACAUGUACAAACAACAGAUGCAAGAUAAAAUAAAAUAAAAAUUUAACAAUAAUACAGAGGAAGAAAAAAAACUUAAAUAAAAGACAUUAAAAUAAAAAUAAAAA